UAUAAUGGAUAAGAAUAUGUAAAUGAUAUGGGAGAUCAGGCUAAUUCUCACAAUUUUUGGAAUAAGAGCUGACUUGUGUUCUCUCAAAGUCCUCUGGGUUUAUAGGAGUUAACUUAUUAAUCGUUCGACUAUCUUCCUUAGCAAUGAAUGAGAGCUUCCUGCCAUUUUAUACUUUAUUUCAAAAUUAGAGAAAAUACAUAACAAAGAACAUAAGUAAACAAUUCAUUGAGGGUUUAUUCCUUUUAAAUUUCUUCUUUCUAAUCCUUAAAGAUCAAUUUAGAGGCCAAAUUUGGCUCUAUCAUUGCCAAAAUAUGUACAUUUAAGGCAUCUUCGAUAAUAUAGCUAGUAUUUUUAGUGAUCUUAUAAUUAAACAAGCUCUGACUUGGUACAGGGACGCGUACAAGCCGCUAAAGAUGAAAUCUAUAACUCAACUCAAUGAGGAGCAGAAAGCCUAUCUAAGAGACGAUGUUUGCCCAAUCUGUGUUGAUAAGCUCCAAGAUGGGCCUUGUAGGAGAUUACAGGACGAACUAGACUUCCAACAACCAGAGAGUCAUUCAAAAGAGGAGUCUAAGAUGGAAAUUCAGAAUGAGAAUGAUGCUAAUUUUCUGAACCUUCAGGGUAUCCAUAAAUCCACCCCUCUUGCAUGUUGAGAUCAGAAAGAAAAGAACCCAAAUGUAAUCACAACGUGUGGGCACAAGUUUCAUAAAAUAUGUAUUCUUGGAUGGCUCAAUUCUAAAAGAAGAUGAAACACAUGACCCAUCUGAAGAGCAGUUAUAUGAAAAGUGGGGCAAGAAUUAGAAUUAUAUGAUUCCUUCGAAGAUUCAGAAAUACGAUAUAGCUCUUCUAAUGACUCCUUCUUUGAAGAUGAAUUUGCCUCAGAAAAUUAUCCGAUUGCUCCAGGAUACUCUGAGUUGCCUUGGAUUCAUGAUAGACCACCUCCAAACCGGGAUGCUUACCAUAUUGGGCUCUUACAUUCCAACUUUAGAGAUACUGUGUCUAUAAGCGACUUAGGAAUCUCUCUUUCUGAGGACUCUUUUGAAAUGGAUUCAGGAGAUUCAGAUUCUUAAAAGAGCGUGGGAUAAAGAUAAGACCUAAUUGUUUAAAAGA
Messenger RNA from Moneuplotes crassus, 1107 nucleotides. The record is from the annotation of a GenBank genome assembly. Lineage: Eukaryota; Ciliophora; Spirotrichea; Euplotida; Euplotidae.